UUUAUCACCAAACAGAUGGAGAGGUCGCUGGAGCUGGCCAACUCGACCCGGGUUCAGUACUUCAUCCUCCUGGGCUUGUCCACCCGGCCAGGGGUCAGGGCCGCCCUGUUCUUCGUCUUCCUUGCCCUCUACCUGCUGACACUCCUGGAGAAUGCGCUCAUCGUCUACCUGGUGAGCGCCCACAGCGAGCUGCGCAAGCCCAUGUACUUCUUCCUGGCCAACCUCAGCUGUCUGGAGAUGAGCUACGUGUCAGUCACCAUGCCCACUCUGCUGCUGGGGCUGUGGGCCGGGCCUUACCGCAUCCCCUUUGCCACCUGCAUGACCCAGCUCUUCCUCUUCAUCACCUUCAUAUCCACCAAGUGCUCGCUCCUGGCCUCCAUGGCCUAUGACCGCUACGUGGCCAUCUGCCGCCCCCUGCACUACCCCCUGCGCAUGCGGCCCCAGGUCUGCGUGGCCCUGGCCUGGGUCUCAUGGCUGGGGGCGCUGGUGGUCUCAGUGGCCAAGACCACGUGCAUCGCCAGCCUGUCCUACUGUGGCCCCAAUGUCAUCAACCAUUUCUUCUGUGACGUCUCCCCACUGCUCAACCUCUCCUGCACCCACGUGGCCCUCACAGAGCUGGUGGACUUCAUCUCCUCCUUUGUCAUCCUCUGGGGGUCCCUUCUUGUGGCCGUGGCCUCCUACGUGGCCAUUGGCAGGGCUGUGCUGCACAUGCCGUCGGCCACUGCCUGGCGCAAGGCCUUCUCCACCUGUGCCUCGCACCUUACCGUCCUGAGUGCCUUCUACUCUGUGGUGCUCCUCGUGUACUCGAGUCCCGGCCCCACGGAGGCCUCAGACCACACCAAGGUGCUGUCCGUCCUCUACUCGGUGAUCACACCUGCGUGCAGCCCUGUGGUUUACGGCCUGCGGAGCCGGGAGGUCCGUGCUGUGCUACGGGGAGCCCAUGCACCCUGA
Molecule: messenger RNA, 951 nt
Organism: Perognathus longimembris pacificus (Pacific pocket mouse)
Lineage: Eukaryota; Metazoa; Chordata; Mammalia; Rodentia; Heteromyidae
Product: olfactory receptor 5-like
Exons: 1
Coding region: 16-951 (311 amino acids)
Biological process (GO): G protein-coupled receptor signaling pathway
Cellular component (GO): membrane
Molecular function (GO): olfactory receptor activity; G protein-coupled receptor activity
Source: RefSeq, a predicted model, not a curated record